This is a messenger RNA of Bactrocera tryoni, 1239 nucleotides long. RefSeq names its product basic salivary proline-rich protein 1-like. The record is from RefSeq and is a predicted model, not a curated record. NCBI's taxonomy places the organism in Eukaryota, Metazoa, Arthropoda, Insecta, Diptera, Tephritidae. The transcript has a single exon. Bases 1 to 1239 code for a protein of 412 amino acids.
AUGCAGUUUUUCGCGCUGAAACCAAAAUUAAGUUCUCAACAUUUUCUACUCGUGACAUUACUUCUCAUAACGACUGCUCUUAACUCCGAUGGCUAUGGUCAUCAGCAGACAGCAACCCAACAACAUAAUGGUUAUAUAUACGGGCCUCCUCCACCUCCGCCAUUUGUUAACGUACCUCGUGCACUGCAAACGUCCUCGCCUGCUGGCACUCAGGUGCCUGUUUUGACAGCUGUGGUGCGCCCACUUGGACCUCCGGGAAGAAAUUACGAAGUGAGACUCUCUCAACCGAAUCAUCACAAUUUGCUACACAGACAACCACCUCCACAAGCAACUAUAAAUGGACCAUCGCCUUAUUAUACCAACAAUUACCAACCAGUCAACUCCGGCGCGAGAUAUGCGCCGCCAGCGUUACCAUCUCAACCGAGACCAUACCAGCAAGCUUUUCUUGGCGCAACUGAGCAGCAAUACAACAACAAUGCUGCUGGUUCCCCCGUUUCGAAUACACCACAUCAGAAUCCGCUACUGACACCGCAGUAUGGGCAACCACCUCCCACCUCCUUAACACCUGCGCCAGGACAGUCACAAUCAUUUGCGAAUCAAGGUAAUCAGCAGAAUAACGGUAAUACGCAGCUGACACCGCAGUAUGUGCAACCAGCAUCACCUCCCUCCGUCUCUACGCUGCAACAGUCACAAUCCUUUGCGAAUGCCGGCAAUCAACCGCAGCAACAGUCGGCUGUUGGGUCACCGAUUGGACCUCAACAAAGUAAUGGCGUUGGCACCAACGGUAACGCACCAAAUUUUCAACUCAGCUCCGGCGCACAGCCUAGCACCGCGAACACCGUCGACGGCUCUAACAAUGGCGUGCUGGGAAAUUACAUUUCGCAAUCUGAAGUCGGUCAAUUGGACCAUUACUUCGAGAAGCAGAAUCCAGUGGGUGACACACGCGCCUAUACUCGUCUCAUCAACACCUGCUAUCCGGAUGGCCGUUGCGAUCAGCAGCAGCAACUGGGCGCCGGUGAAACCCAUCAGAGACACCAGCAGGUAGUAUCAAACGCGCGAGCGCGUGUACAACCGAUCUCGGAUAAGUGCCGCGCCCUGGGCAAUUCAGGCGCUAUGUCGGCAAUAACUGCUGGAUCCGUUAGCGUAGGGAAUCCUGCGCUUAACUCGGCGAAUCGUCCACCAAAUCGUCGACUCUAUCAAUAUACAGAAGUUGUGUUACCGCGCGAUCCAUUCAACUGA